AUGGCCGACACGCAUCUAUCACAUCAGAAUGGCCGUGUCGCCGGACCCAAGCAUGUCGUCAUCGUUGGCGGCUCCCUCGCGGGCCUUUUCACAGGCGUGGCUCUCAAAACGAUCGGCAUCAACACAACCAUCCUGGAACGGAACCCGAACAAAUUGCUCGACAAUCAAGGUGCCGGCAUUGUGGCAGGAGGAGAUACAAUGGCGUUUUUCGAGAAGUACAAUCGCUGUCCUCGAGACGUGGCCAUCCAAUCGCAGAAGCGACUGUACCUGGACCCAAAUGGCAACAUCGUGCACGAAGAAGUAAUGAAGCAGACCAUGACCAGUUGGGAUCUCGUAUAUUAUCUGCUGCGAGCAAACUACGACAAUGUCGAAAGCGGAUAUCUGCAAGGCAAGAAGCCAACGUCAUGGGCAAAGGACACCGAUGGAACUGUCGAUUAUCGUUAUGGAUGCACUGUGACGGGCUAUGCUAUGCAGGCCGGAAAGGUCAAGGUCGCUUACACACGCGAGGGAAAGGAAGAGGCGGUGUCAGGCGAUCUCCUCAUCGGCGCCGACGGGCCUUCCUCGACGAUCCGCAAGAUCCUCCAUCCCGAAGUUCAUCGAGACUACUGUGGCUACGUCGUGAUCCGUGGCACAGUCCCCGAGAAUGAGGCUUCUCCUGAGUCCAAGGCUGCCUUCAUAGAGCGCUUCACCUUCUAUCACGGGCCUGGUGUGCAGAAUCUCACAUACACCAUCCCGGGCAUCAAUGGCGCUACCGAGGUAGGUAAGCGGCUGCUCAACUUUGUCUGGUACACCAACUUUCCAGAAGGCAACGACGAGCUCGAAAAGCUCAUGACUGACAAAGAUGGGAAACGACGGCGGAUCACCAUUCCUCCAGGUAUGAUGACUGACGAAGCUUGGGAGAUGGUGAAGGUUCGUGGCCGGAACAGGCUUCCUCCACAAAUGGCCGAGAUGGUCCAGAAGUCACGAAACCCUUUCGUACAAGCAAUAACGGAUGUGAUUGCGCCUACGAGCGUGCAUGAGAAUGGCAAGGUGAUCCUGAUCGGUGAUGCUUUGGCGGGCUUCCGCCCACACACUGUCAGUAGCACGAGCCAGGCUGCAUUCGAUGUAUUGAUGCUGGUCGAGGUGCUGGAAGGACGAAUGGACAUGGCUGAGUUCGAAAGACGGACAGUCGAAUACGCGAGGAAAGUAAGCGAGAUGGGAAAGUUCAUCGGAGACCGCAGUCAGUAUGAAGAAAGGUCCCUAAAGGAGUAUGUCGAGGACCGAAACAUGAUGAGCACCCCGAGAAACAAGCUCGAAUUCCCGCCGUGGACACAAGUGAGGUGA
Cyphellophora attinorum is the source of this 1323-nucleotide messenger RNA. Its product is annotated as 2,6-dihydroxypyridine 3-monooxygenase. The transcript has a single exon. The record is from RefSeq and is a predicted model, not a curated record. Gene Ontology annotation, molecular function: FAD binding. Bases 1 to 1323 code for a protein of 440 amino acids. Lineage: Eukaryota; Fungi; Ascomycota; Eurotiomycetes; Chaetothyriales; Cyphellophoraceae.